Durio zibethinus is the source of this 3542-nucleotide messenger RNA. Its product is annotated as aconitate hydratase, cytoplasmic. The record is from RefSeq and is a predicted model, not a curated record. Lineage: Eukaryota; Viridiplantae; Streptophyta; Magnoliopsida; Malvales; Malvaceae.
AAUAUCCUUCUUUCUUGGUCUGGCUUGCCAUUUCCAACAAAGAGGGAAGUUUUGAUGAAAUCAAUGAAAACCCAAAACUGGUAUGCUAGAAAAGUACGAAAGUUCCCACUUGGCAAAUUAUAGGGAGAUUCAUUUUAUCAAGGAAAUUGAUUUUGAAACGGCACCUCCACCUAGUACUACAAAUCACUGUCCUUGCCUACUUUAAUGUCCAAUGCCUAUCCAGAGAUGACAGAAACAGGCGUGAAACUACGCUCCAACCAUCCCAACAGAAUAUAAUAAUAUAAGGAUUCUCAAUAUCUCUACGGCUAAUUGCCUUUGUAUUCUCUUUACAGCAAACUGAAAAAUAAGAUAAAGAAACCAAUCUUCAAAUUAUACAUAUAGUCCUUGAUUAACUAAAGGAGAUGCCUUCUUGUACAGAUCCUGUUGCCAACAAGCUUAUGGCACCCCAAGUAAAAGAUGCUUCUGAACAUGCUUUCAAAGCAAUACUAACAAGUCUUCCCAAGCCUGGAGGUGGAGAGUUUGGCAAAUUCUAUAGCUUAUCUGCUUUGAAUGAUCCAAGAAUUGACCGUCUGCCAUACUCUAUAAGGAUCCUUUUGGAAUCUGCUAUACGUAAUUGUGACAACUUUCAAGUUACGAAGGACGAUGUUGAAAAGAUCAUUGAUUGGGAGAAUACAUCACCGAAGCAAGUUGAAAUCCCAUUCAAGCCUGCUCGUGUUCUCUUACAUGAUUAUACUGGAGUGCCAGCUGUGGUUGAUCUUGCUAGCAUGCGAGAUGCUAUGAAGAAUCUUGGCAAUGAUCCUAACAAGAUUAAUCCACUGAUCCCAGUGGAUUUUGUUGUUGAUCACUCAGUCCAGGUUAAUGUUACAAGAUCUGAAAAUGCCGUACAAGCAAACAUGGAACUUGAGUUUCAGAGGUACAAAGAGAGAUUUGCUUUCAUUAAAUGGGGUUCAUCUGCUUUUCAAAACAUGCUUGUUGUUCCUCCUGGUUCUGGAAUUCUUCACCAGGUUAACCUGGAAUACCUUGGACGUGUUGUCUUUAACAAUGAUGGAAUACUAUUUCCUGAUAGCGUGGUUGGUACUGAUUCACACACAACAAUGAUAGAUGGGUUAGGAGUUGCUGGCUGGGGAGUCGGAGGAAUUGAAGCAGAGGCAGCAAUGCUAGGCCAGCCCAUGAGCAUGGUAUUGCCUGGUGUUGUUGGAUUCAGGUUGUCUGGGAAAUUGCGAGAUGGUGUCACAGCCACCGAUUUGGUUUUGACUCUGACACAGAUGUUGAGGAAGCAUGGUGUUGUUGGCAAAUUUGUUGAGUUUUAUGGAGAGGGUGUGGCUGAAUUAACAUUGGCUGAUCGAGCCACAAUUGCAAAUAUGGCUCCUGAAUAUGGAGCAACCAUGGGAUUCUUCCCUGUAGAUCAUGUAACAUUACAGUACCUUAAGUUAACUGGCAGAAGUGAUGAGACAGUGUCGAUGAUAGAAGCUUAUUUGCGAGGGAAUAAGAUGUUCGUUGACUACAAUCAGCCUCAAAAAGAAAGAGCGUAUACUUCUUAUCUACAAUUGGACCUUGCUGAUGUUGAACCAUGUAUUUCAGGGCCAAAACGGCCUCAUGACCGAGUCCCUUUGAAAGAAAUGAAGGAUGACUGGCAGGCAUGUCUUGAUAAUAAACUUGGAUUCAAGGGUUUUGCUGUGCCAAAGACAGAGCAGAAUAAAGUUUCAAAGUUCACAUUUCAGGGACAGCCUGCUGAACUUAAGCAUGGUAGUGUUGUCAUUGCAGCUAUUACAAGUUGUACAAACACUUCAAAUCCUAGUGUCAUGCUUGGGGCUGCUCUUGUGGCUAAAAAGGCCUGUGAGCUAGGUUUGGAGGUUAAGCCGUGGGUUAAAACCAGUCUUGCUCCUGGUUCUGGAGUUGUGACAAAAUAUUUGCUCAAGAGUGGGCUGCAGAAAUACCUGAACCAGCAGGGCUUUAAUAUUGUUGGCUAUGGUUGUACAACUUGUAUAGGGAAUUCUGGAGAACUUGAUGAAUCAGUCGCUUCUGCAAUUUCAGAAAAUGAUAUUGUUGCUGCGGCUGUUCUUUCUGGGAAUCGAAAUUUCGAAGGACGAGUUCAUCCACUGACAAGAGCUAACUAUCUUGCUUCACCUCCCUUAGUUGUUGCCUAUGCCCUUGCUGGCACGGUUGAUAUUGACUUUGAGAAAGAGCCCAUAGGAACAGGAAAGGAUGGUAAGAGCGUGUAUUUCAGGGAUGUAUGGCCUAGCAAUGAAGAGAUUGCAGAGGUGGCUCAAUCCAGUGUCUUGCCUGAUAUGUUCAAGAGUGCAUAUAUAGCUAUCAGAAAGGGCAAUCCUAUGUGGAAUCAGCUUGAUGUCCCAGCUUCUACUCUCUACUCUUGGGAUCCGAACUCGACAUACAUUCAUGAGCCUCCAUACUUCAAAAACAUGACAAUGGAACCACCAGGUCCACAUGAAGUGAAAGAUGCCUAUUGCUUACUCAAUUUUGGUGAUAGUAUUACUACUGAUCAUAUUUCCCCAGCUGGUAGUAUCAACAAGGAUAGCCCUGCAGCAAAGUUUCUUCUUCAGCGAGGACUGAACCAGAGGGACUUCAAUACCUAUGGUAGUCGUCGAGGCAAUGACGAAGUGAUGGCAAGGGGUGCAUUUGCCAAUAUCCGCAUUGUUAACAAGCUCUUGAAGGGAGAAGUGGGUCCAAAGACAAUUCACGUUCCGACAGGAGAUAAGCUUAAUGUAUAUGAUGCAGCAAUGAGCUACAAGGCUGCUGGGCAGGACACUAUUAUCUUAGCUGGAGCAGAUUAUGGAAGUGGCAGCUCACGAGAUUGGGCCGCCAAGGGUCCAAUGUUACUGGGAGUCAAAGCAGUGAUUGCUAAGAGCUUCGAGAGAAUCCAUCGUAGUAAUUUGGUUGGUAUGGGGAUCAUUCCACUUUGUUUCAAGCCUGGAGAGGAUGCAGAUACUCUUGGAUUAACAGGUCAAGAGCGUUAUACAAUUAACCUUCCAAGUAAAAUCGGUGAGAUAAGACCUGGCCAAGAUGUUACUGUCACAACUGACACCGGCGAAUCCUUCACAUGCACCGCCCGGUUCGAUACAAAGGUGGAAUUGGCAUACUUUAAUCAUGGUGGCAUUCUUCCAUUUGUUAUUCGUAACCUGAUACAGGAGUAGGCAAUUUAGCUUCAAAUCUAGCCUCUCCACUUUGCAAUCUGCAUUGAUUGAUCUCUUUAAAAGCUGUUUUGGGGGGAGGGGGGUCUUCUGCAUAUAAACACUAGCAUAGCAGAGAUUUCUCGAGGCUCUAAAUAAGAGCGGGAAAUCUGGUGCUGCUUACAUAAAGUGGGGUAAUGAGGUGUAAUAAAGUUGUUAAUCUAUGUUCAUUAGAGUGGGAAAGAGAAAAAAGAAAAUGGAUGUUUGUAUUUUUUUUAAAAGAAAAUAUGAAUCAGAUUGGAAGAUCAAGUAAAUAGCUUUUCUGGUCUAGUACAUCAACCAACAGAUCGAAUUUGUAUGAAUCCUAAAGCUUUUCUUUGUGACAAGAAAUUUAUUAUAUGUAAAUCUUGAAUA